ACAAGAACCACGUGCACAAAAUAUUAAACAGCAAGAAGAAGAACAGUCUUCUUUUAUUACCUUUCCUAUAGAUAACGUGAACGAACCGUAAUUAGAAGAUUAUUCCUUUCUUGCAUCACUGUUUACAUAAACAGACAGUUCUCUAAAACACGAACACAAGAAACCAGACUUGUUUUGUUUUUAUGGAUUUCCAGAAAAAGAGGGUUCAAUUGCUUGCCUUUAUAGUUGGAAUCAUAGCUCUUAGUAUCACAGCUGAAAAGUGUCGGCAACUGGUUGGGGACGAUAAUUCUUCCCAGAGUGGGAAGUUUACAAUCUUUGACUGCUUUGACAUGGGCUCCGGAACCCUAGCAUGUGCGGUGAAAGAGGGUGUGAAGUUGUAUGUCUACAAUAUCAGAUCUGCUCAUGUUGAGAGAGCGAGGAAUCUUGCAAUUGAGCGUUCAUUACUUGAUGCAGUGGGACAGGGAAUGUCUGCGCAAGAUGCGGCAAAAACAGCACAGAAAGAAGGGACAAAGGCUGCAAAACUGGCGAAGCAGCAAGCAAAACGCAUCGUAGGUCCUGUUAUCUCUUCUGGAUGGGACUUUUUUGAAGCUCUUUACUAUGGUGGUACCAUAACAGAAGGUUUCCUCAGGGGCAGUGGAACAUUGGUUGGUGCCUAUGCUGGAGGUUUUCUUGGUGAUGAAAGGCUUGGACGUGUUGGUUAUCUUGUUGGAAGUCAUUUGGGCAGUUGGGUUGGAGGUAGGAUAGGACUGAUGGUGUACGAUGUGGUAGAUGGAGUUCAUUACUUGCUUCAGUUUGUUCAAGGAGAAGAUAGUGAAGUGUAUGAAUCUCCUCCUGAUGAAAAUCUUGAAUCAUACGAACAUUCCGAAUUUAGGUGAAUACAUUGUGUCGAUUGUUGAUUUUUUGAUCCUUGUGGUCAAGAUGUAUCCAGCUAGAUGCAGUAUAAGCAACAUUUUAGUGAUUCAGUUGAGGUUGAGUAUAAAUAAACGGUAGCAUGGUCGAAUUCAUUUUCUUCAAUAAGUUACUCGCUGAGUAGAUUGUCUA
Populus nigra (black poplar) is the source of this 1041-nucleotide messenger RNA. RefSeq lists its product as uncharacterized. Lineage: Eukaryota; Viridiplantae; Streptophyta; Magnoliopsida; Malpighiales; Salicaceae. The transcript has 2 exons. Bases 183 to 875 code for a protein of 230 amino acids. The record is from RefSeq and is a predicted model, not a curated record.